CUGUUAUCGACGGUCAGGAUUCACUCCCGUACAAAGAUAAAUCCAAGUCGUUGGAUGACUCAACCCUAAAGCAAAACCCUAAUUUGACACAACUUGUCUACCUUCCUAAGCCCUCCUUCUGGUGUUGCGAAUUCGAUCUCAUCAGAUCAGAGCUCAGAAGGGAUGGCUGAAGCCCAAGCCAAGCGAGGACCUGUGGUUCCAGAGUCUGUAUUGAAGAAACAAAAGAGGAAUGAGGAAUGGGCUUUAAAGAAGCAGGAAGACCUUGCAGCUCUGAAGAAAAAGAAUGCCGAGAACCGGAAGCUGAUUUGUAACAGGGCCAAGCAAUACUCCGAGGAGUAUGAGGAGCAACAAAGGCAGCUCGUUCAGUUGAAGCGGGAGGCACGACUGAAAGGAGGUUUUUAUGUGAAUCCUGAAGCUAAGCUUUUGUUCAUUGUUCGUAUCCGAGGUAUCAAUGCUAUGCACCCAAAGACAAGAAAGAUAUUGCAGCUCUUGCGUUUGAGACAGAUUUUCAAUGGUGUCUUCCUUAAAGUAAACAAAGCAACAGUGAACAUGCUGCAUAGGGUUGAGCCUUAUGUGACUUACGGAUACCCCAAUUUGAAGAGUGUGAGGGAGUUGAUUUACAAGAGGGGUUAUGGCAAGCUAAAUACACAGCGGAUUGCUUUGACUGACAAUUCAAUCAUUGAGCAGGGUUUGGGAAAAUAUGGAAUUAUCUGCAUUGAAGAUCUUAUCCAUGAGAUCUUGACUGUUGGGCCCAACUUUAAGAAGGCCAAUAACUUCCUUUGGCCAUUCAAACUAAAGGCACCAUUGGGUGGCCUAAAGAAGAAGAGGAACCAUUAUGUUGAAGGGGGUGAUGCCGGAAACCGUGAAGACUACAUCAAUGAGCUCAUCAGGAGAAUGAACUAGAUUUCGGUGUUACCUGCCUGUUUUGAAGUUUGGUUGUUUCUUUUUGCUUCUUAGUGGCAAUAGGAAGAAUCUUAAUUCAGGUUUCUUUCUUUUUAAAGUCGGGAGAGUAUUUGUUUAUUGAAUCACUAGUUUUGACAAUGGUGUUUUACAAUUUUAUUUUACUUAAAUUUUGGGAGCUAUAUCAAUUUGUUUUUGUGGUUUUUUAUC
Camellia sinensis is the source of this 1110-nucleotide messenger RNA. RefSeq names its product large ribosomal subunit protein uL30w. The record is from RefSeq and is a predicted model, not a curated record. Gene Ontology annotation, cellular component: cytosolic large ribosomal subunit. Gene Ontology annotation, biological process: maturation of LSU-rRNA from tricistronic rRNA transcript (SSU-rRNA, 5.8S rRNA, LSU-rRNA). NCBI's taxonomy places the organism in Eukaryota, Viridiplantae, Streptophyta, Magnoliopsida, Ericales, Theaceae. Gene Ontology annotation, molecular function: structural constituent of ribosome; RNA binding.